UUUUAAAUUCUGAUUGCCAUUUUUAUCCAGAAAACAUCCCCUCACUCUUGUUUUUAACCAGAAAAGCACAGGAAGACAACGGCUGUCAACUAAAGCGCAAGAAAUGCCUCAUUGUAAAAGAGAGACUGAUAAGAAAGUGAGUGGGAGAGAAGACGAGAAACAAAAGAGUCUAAAAGAGGAGCGUGACGCAUCUCCUCCUCUUUUAAAGCAGCAAGCUUCAGAUCAGUGCGUGGACGAGACUUUUUCUGAGGUGCAGAGAUCUGCUGAUGAAGAGCGAAUGCAGUUUCUUCAGCUGCUGGUACAGAAUUCACGAUCAGGUCAGAUCAGACCGUCUGUACUUCGCUCUACGGCUCUCCUGCUUCAGGCAAAUGAGAGCAACCCAACAGCCAUGAGCAGAAGAAAAGACACAGGCCACAGUGCGCAGAUUUCCAUCCAAGCUGUUGCUGAAUCAAGCCAACACAGGAAACAGUCUGCCAGCUAUUACUCUCACAGCCCAGUACAGUCAGAGAUCCAGAGAUCCAGUGCUCUUUUCAUAAACGGACAUUGUCGCUGGCCAGGCUGUGAAAAAGCUUUUGAAGAUAACACACUUUUUCUGAGACAUCUGAACCGAGACCACAGGACAGAUGAAAAAACUAUCGCACAAUGGCGAGUUCAGCAAGACCUGGUGCACCACAUGGAGAAUCAGCUCAUACAGGAGAGGCAGAAACUUCAUGCCAUGCAGCUCCAUCUCCGACUCUUCGAAUGCAUCUCCACAUAUACGGGAGUUGCUGGAGGCUGGUGGAGGCCGCUGGCACUAAAUUUCCCCCCAUUGAGUGAGCCAGAUGGCAGGACAGAGAGAGCUUGUGAUGCACCGGUACAACAGGAGCCUUGGCACAUCCCACCACCACACCUGCUGCCAGAUUUCGUUAGCAGUGCUGAAUACUACAAAUGUGCCAAUAUACGUCCGCCCUAUACGUAUGCGUUCCUAAUCAGAUGGUCAAUCUUGGAGGCCCCAGACAAACAACGGACAUUAAACGAAAUCUACAACUGGUUCACAAGAAUGUUCUUCUACUUUCGUCAUAAUUCCCCUACAUGGAAGAAUGCCGUGAGACACAAUCUUAGUCUUCACAAAUGCUUUGUGCGGGUGGACGGGAGGACAGGGGCCGUGUGGACAGUGGAUGAGGAAGAGUUUCAGAAGAGGAAAGGCCAGAAAAUCCACAGGGACUACACUUUAAAAUGGUCGACACCCUUCUCCCACUAUCCACCUCAUGAAGUCUCAGAUGUACCAAUAAAAGCCAUAGAUUCUCAGUAAAAUAUUUGUUUGUUUAUGUAUAGUGUAAUAUGGAGACAAAUUAGGCUAAACUUUAGAUUUUUUUUAACUUUUAGACAUUA
This is a messenger RNA of Danio aesculapii, 1371 nucleotides long. RefSeq names its product forkhead box P3b (gene foxp3b). Gene Ontology annotation, cellular component: nucleus. The transcript is spliced from 12 exons. Gene Ontology annotation, molecular function: DNA-binding transcription repressor activity, RNA polymerase II-specific; RNA polymerase II cis-regulatory region sequence-specific DNA binding. Gene Ontology annotation, biological process: regulation of transcription by RNA polymerase II. Bases 104 to 1291 code for a protein of 395 amino acids. The record is from RefSeq and is a predicted model, not a curated record. Lineage: Eukaryota; Metazoa; Chordata; Actinopteri; Cypriniformes; Danionidae.